UACCCUGGUGAGAAAAAUCCUUUUUGAAAAAAGGAAAGCAUGGGACACACACAACGACACACACAACACAACACACAACACAACACAACUCAUACUCAAAUGCACAAGCAGCUAGCAGUCUCCUGAACAAAGCGAUUGUUGAACCAUCUCCGCGAGAGAUCGAUCGUUCUUUGCUCGCUCGCCCAUUCACCCACUCACUCCUCUCGCCACAGGAUGCCAUCCAAGAAACGACAGCGGCGGCAAGAGCAGCGGCGGAAACGAAACGAACAACGCCGCGGCAGCGACGGUCCUUUCGAUGCUCGGAGUAGCAAAACGCGAGAUUCGCGGGAGGCGGCGGCGGGAGCCACGGUCGCCGCUGCCGCCCGCGGAAUCCUUGGCUCGGGGAGAAGGAAUUCYAAGAAAMGGCGGGAGAAGCCSCGGCAGUGGCCCGCAGUCCCCGGGAUUGCCUCGAACUCCACGAUGGCGGUCCUCCUGGUGGCGGCGGUGUCCCUGGGGUUGGGGAACCCGGGAUCCGGUUUCGACCGCUUGCUAUGGGAUAUUGCACCUUCCACAMCAACAAUUGCUGCCGGUUCGAUUGCUCUGCUGUCGCUCUGGGCCGUUUGGAAGGCCUCUCGGCUUGCCUCUCGGGUUUGGAAGGACAAYGCAAACGGGGCCAAAGCCCUCCACCGGCAAAAAGACAACGACGACCCAAACGAAACGGAAGAAGACCUCUUUUCCACUCUCCGGCCCCUGGGRCUCCGACSUUCCCGGGAAGCCCCCCCAAAGCUUGCUUCCUCGGAGGCCGUCCGGGCCAGGCUCGCCGAGUGGCUYCCCUUUGGACUCCGCCACACGAGCGACCUCGAACUCGUCUACAGCACGAGCGUCCACGGCCGGUCGCUGAGAGUGCUCUACCACCGUCUCUCCGAGGAAGGAUCGAGGCACACGGUCCUGUUCGCGGAGGUCCUGCCGGCGAAAGCAUCGAAACCGGAACCGGGAUCCCUGCCCGUCGUUGGAAUGUACGCGUCACACCGGUGGAAGCCGUCCCCGGGUGUCUACGGCGACGGCCAGUCCUUCCUGUUCCGAGCGGAGGUUCCGGAAACCGAAGGGGAGGGCAUCGGUGCCGGUGCCACCGAUUGCCGCGAAACGACGAGAGGCGUCGGCGGGGGUGGCACCACCAACGAGGCCCCACCGCUUCGCUCCGACUGCUGGAAGUGGACCCCGCCUCCUCCGCCGGAACGACCCGCCGGGRGCGGUUCUUCCCACUGCCACUACCACGUUGGACGAGCGGACGGGUCCGCGGCGGCCAGGGAGGCCGCCCUCUGGGAAACCUUUCAGAGGUCGAACSGGGACUCGCUGGCCCUCGGGAUCAGCGGCAACGGGGCCGGUGCGGGACUCUCSCUAAACUCCGACCUCACCCAAGGGGAAUCCCACCGGGCGGUGGGAUUCGACAACGAGCCGCUCGCCGGAGCUCCCGCGGAACGGCCCGCGRACGGCAACGRCAACGRCAACGACAGCAAAUUGAGCGCRGGCGUUGGCAGCCAUCGCAAAACAGACGGUGGCGUUGUCUUUGGUGUAGGACUCGUGGAAGUCUACCAGCUCGUUCGAGAAAUCGACGGCCUCCCCAUAAAGUGAAGGUAUCUCCAAGGUUGUCUGCGUUCUAUAAACAUCAUGCCUCAGAAAUCGCAGUGUAUUUUGUUUCGUUCUGUCCUGUCCGCGGUAUCCUGAUCCGGCGGCAGGAAUCCAAGAGCCAUGGGAUAGCUGCUGUUCGGGCUCGAACGCACACAACAUCGCGAAUGGCUCGAUCGAAUUGGUCUUGGUUGCCGAAAAACCAUCAAUAAGCCUCAAACGCGAGCUCUGCUAUUUCCCUCCUUGAGAAAACAAAUGCAUUCGAAUCAAAUCGAUGUUAGGUAAUCCUGUGUCGCCGUUCCAAGCAGCACCUCUGGACUCCACAAUUUUUUUGUUUUUUGGCAUCUGGUAACCUAGUUGUCGCGGCCGAUGAGAUAGCAACAGUACGAUGUGAAUUUCAGGAACCUUGGAACGAAAACAACGAAAGAAAAGUGAUGUUGUGACGGACGCAGCGUCGUAUGAAGCUACUAUGAAAAACAAAAGUAAUCACUGUUCUUCCUAGGACAACCAGAUGGGCUGAUUUGUCUUUGCUAUGGCGUGGGGGACAGCACCACAAUGCCGAGACGCAACUAAACACGCAUUGUAUGC
This is a messenger RNA of Pseudo-nitzschia multistriata, 2193 nucleotides long. The record is from the annotation of a GenBank genome assembly. NCBI's taxonomy places the organism in Eukaryota, Bacillariophyta, Bacillariophyceae, Bacillariales, Bacillariaceae.